GAGGAAAACAAGCUUGUCACACAUAGACAGUUGUUUAUAGCCGACAGCAUGUGACGCUCGGUGAGUGCACAUGAAGAUCAAGAGGUCCAAGGAGAUACACUUCAGUUUGCCAGAUCUCCGUCAAUUCUUCGCAUCGGCUGUCACAAAACACGAAGACAAUGUCACAGCCAGCAGACUCUAUUCUUCACAGCGGAUACUUCCACCCCACUCUCAGAUACUGGCAGACCUGUGCUUCAGACCUCACACCAGAUAACCUCAUUUAUCCCAUCUUCAUUACUGACAGUCCUGAUGCAGUGGAACCGAUUGCAAGUCUACCUGGUCAAGCAAGAUAUGGUGUUAAUAAGCUAGAAGGUGUACUUCGUCCCCUAGUAGAAAAAGGCCUGAAGUGUGUGCUGAUUUUUGGAGUUCCUGCUAAAGUUGCUAAGGAUGAGAGAGGCUCUGGGGCGGACACAGACGAUACUCCCGCAGUGCUGGCUGUGCAGAAACUCAGAAAGUCGUUCCCUGAUCUAGUGCUGGCCUGUGAUGUCUGCCUUUGCCCUUAUACCUCUCAUGGCCACUGCGGAAUCCUGCGUGAAGAUGGCACCUUGGAUAACGCUGCAAGCUGUAUGAGGUUGGCUGAAGUAGCUCUGGCCUAUGCUCAAGCAGGCUGUCACAUCAUUGCUCCUUCAGAUAUGAUGGAUGGACGGAUUGCAGCCAUUAAGCAAGCACUCAUAUCCAAUGAUCUUGGCAAUAAGGUGUCAGUACUGAGCUACAGUGCUAAAUUUGCCUCCUGCUACUAUGGGCCAUUCAGGGAUGCUGCCCAGUCUAAACCUGCUUUUGGAGACAGACGAUGCUAUCAGCUGCCCCCUGGUGCCAGAGGACUGGCACUGCGAGCCUGUGAGCGGGAUGUGAAAGAAGGUGCUGACAUGCUGAUGGUGAAACCUGGAUUACCUUACCUUGAUAUUGUUAGGGAGGUCAAGAAUAAGCACCCCACUCAUCCGCUGGCAGUAUACAAUGUGUCUGGUGAGUUUGCCAUGCUGUGGCAUGGAGCUGCUGCCGGAGCGUUUGACCUGCGCACUGCAGUUAUGGAGGCAAUGACUGCCUUCCGGCGAGCAGGAGCUGACAUCAUUAUCACGUACUACGCUCCACAAUUACUCACAUGGUUAAUGGAGUAAUCUGCUGGUUCUCCUGUUUGAAUGAACUCGGAUCAAAGCAAUCUACUGAUGCUAAUUUUCCUGAAACUGAACUUAACUGACUUAAAAUAAAACUAAGCAGCAGAUGUUACUACACAAAUCACAAUCUCUCACCAUAUAUUUUUAUCUGAUUUAUGUAUCAUGUUAUAAACGCAUUCAAAAAGCUGUUUUUGUUUCAUUCAAAUGUUAAUUAGUUUUUCUUUAUUAUUAUUAUUAUUAUUAUGCAUUGAUUUCAUAAUUUUUGUAAGCAUGGAUCUGUUCUCUUUUAAUAUGAAUCUCUCAGAAUGCAGUAGCACUGAAAAUGGACCUCAGGUUUAUAAUUACAGCUGUUUAGUUCUCAAAUGCAUUUAGUUAUACACUGAAUGUUCUCUUUGUAUCUCCCUUUAAGCUUUACAGUGUGUGCUGUAGUUGAUCUAAAAAAAGUCUCUGUAUAUAACCAGAAAGAUGAAAAUAAAGUUAAAGCCAGGUAUGAA
Myxocyprinus asiaticus (Chinese sucker) is the source of this 1645-nucleotide messenger RNA. RefSeq names its product aminolevulinate dehydratase (gene alad). Lineage: Eukaryota; Metazoa; Chordata; Actinopteri; Cypriniformes; Catostomidae. Gene Ontology annotation, biological process: heme biosynthetic process. The transcript is spliced from 12 exons. The record is from RefSeq and is a predicted model, not a curated record. The coding region runs from base 159 to 1154 and encodes 331 amino acids. Gene Ontology annotation, molecular function: zinc ion binding; porphobilinogen synthase activity. Gene Ontology annotation, cellular component: cytosol.